Ustilaginoidea virens is the source of this 930-nucleotide messenger RNA. RefSeq lists its product as uncharacterized. Gene Ontology annotation, biological process: protein phosphorylation. The record is from RefSeq and is a predicted model, not a curated record. Lineage: Eukaryota; Fungi; Ascomycota; Sordariomycetes; Hypocreales; Clavicipitaceae. Bases 1 to 930 code for a protein of 309 amino acids. The transcript is spliced from 2 exons. Gene Ontology annotation, molecular function: protein kinase activity; ATP binding.
AUGAGUCUGGACAAUGCAACGACCAGUUUCUGGUCGCAAGAAGACGAGGACAGGGCCAGAUUCCAGCAGCGGAAUCUCAGCGCAGACACAUACCAGCGCGGCAGUCGCCUGGGCAGCGGCGGCAGCAGCGUGGUGUACAAGGUCCGAAGGGUCGCAGACGGCCAGGUUUUCGCAGGAAAGACAUUCAGCAGCCAGUCCUCGUUACGACGGGAAGUCAAGAUGCUCCGAUCCUUGAACCACGACAAUCUCCUCAAGUUCGUUGCCGUGCACCACGAGCCUGCUGACGCGGCCGCCACGCUUCUCCUGACGGAGCUGUGCCCUUACGGCACGCUGCAGGAGAGAAUCGACUCUGCGUCCCCUUGCAUGGACUGCCGAGACACCCUGUCGACGACGCUCCAUCUCGCAGGGGCGCUGGAAUACCUGCACUCGCGGAACCUGUACCAUUCCGACGUGAAGCCGCGCAACGUGCUGGUCAAGGCGCUCCGCCCCAUGAGCGUCGUCCUAGCCGACCUCGCGGACGUCAAGCCGGCCCAGCAGAGUGGCAGGCUGCGCGGCACGCCGGCGUUUUACUCCCCGGACAUGGUCCUGCGGCGGGCGCACUGCGGACCGGCGGACGACAUGUGGGCUUUGGGGGUCACGUUGCUGGGCAUGAUGGGGCAGCAGCCGCGGAUGCCGGGCGCGGUCCGCGAUCUGGGGGAAUACCCGGCACGGUGCGCCGAGCACGCCAGGCGGUUGGCCGACCUGAACCCGGGGAACGGGGCCGUGGUCGAGUUGCUGGUGAGGUUGUUGGCCGAGGACGAGGGGAGGCGGAUGCGAUCGGGCGAGUGUGCGCAGGUGGCCAGGGCAAUGUGCGACGGGUAUCGGCAGCGGGGAGGGGCUGGUUUCCGCAUCCGAUCGCCGGACGAUUUCCAGCCGAGGGCUUUUUGGUGA